AGCAAUCGUGAUUCUUUCGGGCAGUGUCGAUACGAUCGUCGUUCGAGCGUUCACGCGCGAGAAAAAAAGGAAGUCGAAUUCGCAAAGACGAGGAAGCGCGAGGAAGUGAAGACAAAAGUUUCGACGAGUUGGAGUAAUUGACUCUCGAUUCGGUGUUUCUCUUUCGCUGUCCGGAAAAUUCGUCAAGAUGUUCAAAUUCGUGGUAGUCGGAGCACUCUUCGUGGUAUCCGCUCUCGCUGCACCGGCGACACAGGAUGCUGGCUCAGCGCCGCCACCCUCGAUCCUCGAGGAGGCCCUCGACGUGUACGCUUCCUGUUCCGGGGAAUCGAGCAUCGCGGUGUGUCUCAAGAUGAAGGCCUUGCGCUACGUCGACCGUGUCGCUCGCUCAGCCGACAUCGAUAUCGUUGAUGGAUUCAAGAUUGUGCAGAACGAAGAUGCCAAGAAUAGCCGAGCUGACAAUGCAAGGUCUCUCAAUGACAUUGAAAGUACUUUACCUACGGAGACCGAAGCCAAAGAAGCCGCAAUUGAUCAGGCUAUUGUCGACAGAGCCGCCAAAUUCUUAUCCACGCACACAGUUGAGUUGAGCCUUCCCGAAGAUGUUUCUCGCUCUUUCGACGAAGCUCGUGGCAAGAAGAAGAAGAUCGUGAAAUCUCUGUUGCCCAUUCUUCUUCUGCUGAAACUGAAAGCCGCCGCUCUUAUUCCCAUCGCCCUUGGUGCUUUGGCUUUGGUAGCUUUCAAAGCCCUUGUCAUCGGCAAGAUUGCCCUCAUCAUCAGCUUGAUCCUCGGUCUGCAGAAAUUGCUCGCUUACAAGAACCAGAGUUACGAGGUCGUCGCUCACCCCGUUCAUGAUUAUGGACACGACGUGCACCACGACGUGCAUCACGGCUGGGCGAGAUCAGCGGUCGCUUCCGAUCUCGCGUACAAAGCGUAUAAACCUUCCGAAUAGUUCAAAGUUAUGCGCAACUUCUCUUUCUUCUAAUUUUCUACCUUCAUUCGCCAAAGUGAUCGUCUCUAAUCCGGCGAUCACACGAGGGUGGCGUGGCUCAGCUUCUCAGGGAUCCGCAAACAAGCUCAACUCGACAACGAAGACGUUUGUUACAAACUAUAUAUUAAACUCUAUAGUAAUUCUAUGUAGACGAGCAAAUGACUGUUAGACACGGACAGUUACUGGAUUUUGCACGGACUGGAUUUAACGGUACGUGACUCGACGACUCUGACGACGAUACUGCGAUCGACAAUCGAUAGGGAUGCUACGAUCGUCGUAGUUUAACAUACAUUCCGGUAAAUCUAUGACGAAGCUUUUCACUUCAUCGACAACGAAGAAAGGCUGUAUCCAGAGAUUAUGAGAAUCUCAAAAGACUCUCAGAAUAGUGGAAUCCUGUUCAAAUAAUACAAGUCGCGCCCUCUCGAUCAUACUCGUGCGGUAUCCUUUCAGAAUCCUCCGUGUCCGUCGCAUGCGGAACGACUCGUAGUCAGUACUCGCACGGGACCACCAGAUUUAAUCCAAUGAUUAUUUAUAUAUCGAUCACCCCGUCUUGGGAUCAUCAUGUAACUUAUCAUAUUAUUUAUAAAUAAAUUGUAAUUUUGUAUAAUAUUAAACAUUGAUUUAAUUUUA
Messenger RNA from Solenopsis invicta (red fire ant), 1615 nucleotides. RefSeq lists its product as uncharacterized. Bases 188 to 946 code for a protein of 252 amino acids. The record is from RefSeq and is a predicted model, not a curated record. Lineage: Eukaryota; Metazoa; Arthropoda; Insecta; Hymenoptera; Formicidae. The transcript has 3 exons.